Molecule: messenger RNA, 3948 nt
Organism: Rhopilema esculentum
Lineage: Eukaryota; Metazoa; Cnidaria; Scyphozoa; Rhizostomeae; Rhizostomatidae
Product: osmotic avoidance abnormal protein 3-like
Biological process (GO): microtubule-based movement
Molecular function (GO): microtubule motor activity; ATP binding; microtubule binding
Source: RefSeq, a predicted model, not a curated record
AAUCAAUGAGAGAGGUAGAGGCAAACGAGCAGCUGAACAGCGGAGGUUGGUUAACUAGGCCGAUUGAGUAAAACACUUUAUUAUCGCAUGUCAGUGCAAUAUUGUACUGGCGAUCUUGGCCUAAACUGGUAGAGAAAAGGGUUUAGAAACUACAGCAAGUUUUUGCCCACAAAACUGAGACACGAUGGCGGAAGCUGUCAAAGUAAUUGUCCGGUGCAGGCCGAUGAACGCCAGGGAGAAGAGUUUAAACUGCAAGGUUGUAGUGAAAAUGGAUCCGUCUAUUGGUCAAGUCAGCAUUAUGAAACCGGAUGCACCGGACCAGCCUCCGAAGUCAUUCACAUUUGACGGUGUUUACUUCAUGGACAGUAUCACAGAAAACAUUUAUAAUGAGAUCGUGUUUCCACUAGUUGAGGGUGUAAUUGAAGGCUAUAACGGAACAGUAUUUGCUUAUGGUCAGACCGGGUGCGGAAAAUCAUUUACGAUGCAGGGAAUAACAGACCCACCUUCCCAACGAGGUAUAACUCCCCGUGCAUUUGAACAUAUAUUUGAAAGUGUGCAAACGGAGGAUAAUGCUAAAUAUUUGAUUCAUGCAUCCUACUUAGAGAUAUAUAACGAAGAGAUAAAAGAUCUAAUGGGAAAGGACCAUAAAGCGAAACUGGAUAUUAAGGAGCACCCGGAUAAGGGAAUUUAUGUGAAAGACCUUACCAUGGUACCGUGCCAUAGUGUGGAAGAUAUGGACCGAGUUAUGGAGCUCGGUGGUAAAAACAGACAUGUUGGAGCGACACUGAUGAAUGCAGACUCAUCUAGAUCUCAUUCUAUCUUCACAAUAUUUGUUGAGACCUGCGAAACCGGACCGGAUGGACAAGAACACAUCCGGGCUGGCAAACUGAACUUGGUAGACUUGGCUGGUAGCGAAAGACAGGCAAAAACUGGUGCAGCCGGUACCAGACUGAAGGAAGCAACAAAAAUCAAUCUAUCCCUCUCAGCGCUUGGAAAUGUCAUUUCGGCUCUGGUUGAUGGAAAGGCAAAGCAUAUUCCCUAUCGAGAUUCAAAGUUAACCAGGUUGCUGCAGGACUCUCUUGGAGGAAAUACCAAAACACUCAUGGCAAGCUGUAUAAGUCCAGCUGAUAAUAACUACGAUGAAACCCUGAGUACUUUACGUUAUGCAAACAGAGCCAAGAACAUCAAGAACAAACCAAAGAUCAACGAAGACCCCAAAGAUGCGCUGUUACGCCAAUACCAAAGUGAAAUCGAUGUGCUUAAGAAGAUGCUUAUGGGUCAAAUCGAAAUCAGCCCAGACCUUCUAGCAAGCCUUGGCAUGGCCGACCAGGUCCCUUCAGCAGCUGUGCCAUCUAGGCCUAUGAUAACACCAGCACCCCAUCAGCCAGAUAAAGAAACUGCCGAGAAAACCGACGCAUUGGCUGCAGAGGCGGAUAAAAUUCGAAAAGAAUACGAUGAGAAGUUGAGUAACUUGCAGAUGAUGUAUGAGAACGAGCAGUCAAGUAAACAGAAACUCCAAGAGGAUCUCGAUAAGCUCGAAAAGGAGUAUUCAGAAAAGCUCGACAGAGUACAGGAGGAAUAUGACCAUAUGACUGAAGCAGAACAGAUUAUCAACGAGUUUGAGAAGCAAGGCGAGCCAGCGAAGGUCAAACCUCCUGAUGAAAGUGAGGCUGCCGAGGAUGGUGAUGCGGAUGGUGCUGAAACGAUGGCAAAGUUGGAGGACGAAGAAGGCCAGGAUGAAGGUGCAAAGGCAUUUAAACCAAAAAAGGCGCAUGCUCCUUCGCUCAUACAGCAGAUUCAAAAAGAGGCACAGAAAGUACAAACUGAUGCAUUGAAAGGAAUCGGAUCUUUGAAAAACAAGCUUUCUGGUUCACAGCAAGAGCUGGCUGUCUCAGUCAGCAAAAAAGACGGACAGAUUUCAGAUCCAGACUUCCAUAUGCCCGAGCAAAAAGAUUCUGCGGUGGCACCAACAGGCGGGAAAAUUGGAGCUGUUGCGCAGCAGCUUCAAGAAGAAGCCUUGCGACGUUUGCAUAAUUUGCAAGAGCAGCUAGUGGGCGGAGAGAAAAGCAAUGAUCAAACACUGAAAGAGAAACGAAAGGCACGGAAACAGUACGCGCUGUAACGGGAGAAAAUGAUGAAGGCUGUCGAAAAAAUGGAAGAUGAUGGUAUCAUGGUUAAAGUUUACGAUAAUCUGCAAGAUGAACUCAAAGUUAAAAACAAGAAGAUCGAGCAGCUCAAUCAAGAACUUAAAGCUGCAGAAAUAGAGACGGAAGAUUUGCAGAGUGAGUUCGAGAGAGACAGGCAGGACUACUUAGACACGAUUCGGAAAAUGGAACAGACUAUUCAGCUCCAGAAACAGAUUAUGGAGAAAAUCCAGCCGUGUAUACGCCGCGACUGUAAUUACUACAACUAUGACAAAAUACGGAGCCAGUCUGAGUGGGAUGAAGGUUUACAGAAAUGGGUCAUUCCGGAUUUAAUCGUAGAAAAAACAGUGCUUCCUGGUGGAGUCGCUCCAGGGGGGCGAGGUGGUCUUGUCGGACAAAUGCCCCUACCUGUUAAGAAGUCUCCCAUUGACUUGACAAACGGUGAAGUUCCUUUGAAUUAUUUUGAGUCAAAUGAAGAGGACAAAUUUCGAAAACAUCUCGAUAAAAACGCAAACGAAGACUUCUCCGCAACAUAUUUCAAAUCCAAGAGAGCUGAUAAGCUACUCCAAGCCUCUUCUUCAAUUGAGCUGGUGCGAAAACGAGAAACAGAUUCACAACAGAGAAUUCGAAAUCAAGAACCUGCAAGUCAAGUGAACGGGUCAAUCACACCAACAGGAGGACUAAAAAACUCUUUACCUCGUAACCUCGAGCCAAUUCCGAGGCCAAUGAAAUUGGAAUCGUUGCCAGAAGCGGCAUUUAAAAAGAAAAAGAAAAAGAAAUAAGAAAACAAUUGUUUUUAGAAUUAAUCAUUUAGAAGGGAGGGAAGGAAAUCAUUUGAUUUAGUAUUUAACAGAGUAGGGUAGUUUUGCUAAAUAUUAAUAGUUGAUUUGUCCUGAAAACUUGAACUGUCGAGCUCUUUCUAUUUAAAUCUAUAUAUGAUUCAUUAAAAGCUUUUUUGAAAAUUUUCGAAUAACGAAAAUUUAAGCUUGGUGCUAUUUAGAAACGAUACAAGCCGUUGGUUUAGUAAAGAGUUGCAGUCGAUUGACAUAACCUCCAAUGAUACAAUCAAUAUUUAGAAUUCGUAGUUUUUUUUGCACUCUCAAAGAGAAAGAUUUUUAUCGUUUACUUUUCAAAAAUCGUUAAGUUAGCCAGAUAGAAGUUUACAGUGGAAGAAAGAUGACCUUAUUUUUCAUCGUGAUACACUUUAUAUCUACUUAGUUUGAUGUAAAUUCUCACUUAUGUAACUACCUUAUUUAUGGAUACGGUAAACAUGCUUUUAUCGCGAAAUACUUUGUUUCUUUGCUUUUGUUGUCAACUUUUGUGAGGGAGCUAUUGCAUCCACGCCGAUACGACUCAGUGGCAACGGGUGGGCUUGGAGACAAGGUCAUUUGAACAAUGGUAUUUCGAUUUCUGUGGCAACUUGAAAAUAUGCUAAGUUCUGGCACACGAAGAUUAAGUAUACGUUUUAAGCAAUAUCAUCAUCAAAAAUUAGGAAAAGUGACGAAAAAAGAAAUCGCGGUAAGCGAUUCAUAUAAAAUUCUUUGGGUAAGAAGACCAAUAAAACGAAAAAUUCCAUGAUAAGAAAACAUUUGGUCGCAUUGCCCCUACUAUCAAAGAGAAAGAGGUUCAGAUACUCCCUAUAUACCCCUAAACUAUUGGGGACAAACGAGACAAAGAUUGGGGAUUGGGCGGAUUUAACUUUUUUGCAUGUAUCCUUGGUACCUGCACAGUGGCAAAAAUUGAGCCUUUUUGCGGCGUUCUCGAGGUUCCUUUUAGAGCGGCCUUUUCCUUUUAUCAGAUUUUA